UGUAUUUAUGAUCGAUCUAACUUCCUUCUUCCUCUCCUUGUUCGAGGAGACACAGAGUAGAGAACAGAGGAGAAAACCAAGGAACCGUCUCCUAAAGACUCUCUCUUUCUCUCUCUCUGUGAUUCAUCCAUCAAACACCAUAACCGCAACUCUCUCUGUAUCACACAUUUGUUUCCACAUCAUGUUCUCCACUAGUAGAUGCACCUUCCUGUGCAACUCAGGCAUAGGUGGUUGGUCUUCUUGCAGCAGCUUCUCUGGAGUGCAGAGGAAGCAGCAUCGGGGUCCUUCGAGAGUAGCGUGUUCAGCUCUAAGCACAGGUGAAAGACACGGAAGCAUUUUGAUGGAGAUAUCGUCGGAUGAGACAAGUAACGGUUCUGUGGUGGCCGACGUUGACGAUAAUGCCAUCUCUGGUGGUGGCGUUCAGGACGUGUACGGUGAGGAUAGGGCCACUGAGGAUCAAUUUGUAACUCCUUGGAGUGUCUCUAUUGCUAGUGGUUAUACUUUGUUGAGAGAUCCACACUUCAACAAAGGACUGGCCUUCACUGAAAAAGAGAGGGAUGCUCACUAUUUGCGUGGCCUUCUUCCCCCAACUGUUUUUUCUCAAGAAACUCAGGUGAAGAAAAUGAUCCAACAAAUACGCCUGUAUCAAGUUCCAUUGCAGAAGUACAUGGCAAUGAUGGAUCUUCAGGAGAGAAAUGAAAGACUGUUUUACAAGCUUCUAAUUGACCAUGUUGAGGAGUUACUCCCAGUUGUCUAUACUCCAACUGUUGGUGAAGCUUGCCAGAAAUAUGGGAGCAUCUUCAUGAAUCCUCAGGGUCUUUAUAUAAGUUUGAAAGAGAAAGGGAGGAUUCUUGAAGUGCUCAGGAAUUGGCCUGAGAAGAACAUUCAAGUUAUUGUUGUAACUGAUGGAGAGCGGAUCCUGGGUCUUGGGGAUCUUGGCUGUCAAGGUAUGGGAAUACCAGUAGGGAAACUUUCUUUAUAUACAGCUCUUGGUGGAGUUCGCCCUUCUUCUUGCUUGCCUAUUACCAUUGAUGUCGGUACAAACAACGAGAAGCUAUUGAAUGACGAAUUAUAUAUAGGGCUCAAGCAUAGACGAGCAACUGGGCAGGAAUAUGCUGAACUUCUUCAUGAAUUUAUGACCGCAGUCAAGCAAAAUUAUGGAGAAAAAAUCCUUGUUCAGUUUGAAGAUUUUGCGAACCACAAUGCUUUUGAUCUGCUUGAAAAGUACAGGUCAACUCAUCUUGUUUUCAAUGAUGAUAUUCAGGGAACCGCUUCAGUGGUCCUUGCAGGACUAGUUGCAGCUCUGAAAUUGGUUGGGGGAAGCUUGCCUGACCAUAGGUUCUUAUUCCUUGGUGCUGGAGAGGCUGGCACUGGAAUAGCAGAACUCAUAGCACUUGAAGUAUCAAAACAGACAAAUGCCCCCCUGGAUGAAGUGCGCAAGAACAUUUGGUUGGUGGACUCAAAGGGUUUAAUUGUCAGUUCCCGAAAAGAAUCCCUCCAACAUUUUAAGAAGCCCUGGGCUCAUGAACAUGAACCUGUUAAGGAACUUGCCGAUGCUAUUAAUCAAAUUAAGCCAACAGUGUUGAUUGGAACAUCAGGACAAGGGAGAACUUUUACUCAACAAGUGAUUGAGGCUAUGGCCUCCAUUAAUGAGAAACCGAUUAUUCUUUCUCUUUCCAACCCGACGUCACAGUCAGAAUGUACUGCUGAAGAAGCUUAUACAUGGAGCGAGGGACGUGCGAUUUUUGCUAGCGGCAGUCCAUUUGCCCCAGUUGAAUAUGAUGGAAAAGUUUUUGUGCCUGGCCAGGCCAACAAUGCAUACAUUUUUCCUGGAUUUGGUCUCGGGCUAAUAAUGUCCCGGACCAUCCGAGUGCAUGACGACCUGCUUCUGGCAGCUUCUGAAGCUUUGGGUUCACAAGUGACCCAAGAGGACUAUGACAGGGGACUCAUAUACCCACCAUUCACUAAUAUCAGAAAAAUUUCAGCACACAUAGCUGCCAAAGUAGCUGCUAAGGCCUAUGAGCUUGGCUUGGCCACUCGCCUUCCUCAACCGAAAGAUUUGGUGAAAUUUGCUGAGAGCUGUAUGUAUACCCCAGCUUAUAGAAACUACCGGUGAAUUGACAAUAGUUCCCUUUUCAAUUUUUGGGAUUUUAUCAUGAAAAUCUCCUUAUUUUAUUUUAUUUAUCCCUUUUCUGCUCUUGUAAGUUAUGCUAUUUGGUGGGAUAGAUGUUAGGUGGAUGAUAGUAGAGGUAGAUUGACUAUAGGAUAGCUUGAAAUAUUUUCUAUUCUGCUAUAAAUUUAUGUGACAGCAAUAAGACUUAGAAAAUGAAGCAUUUGGAAGCAUCCGCAAGCAAAAUUUAUGGUUCUACGUUUAUACAAAAAAUUGCACAGCAUGCAUUAUGUAUGCAUCACUCAUUAUGCAUGCACCUUGCAUGCAAAAUUUCUCCCACAAGAAAUUAAUGUACUCUGCAAAGUCUGUGAUACUACUAUUUA
Lotus japonicus is the source of this 2493-nucleotide messenger RNA. Its product is annotated as NADP-dependent malic enzyme. NCBI's taxonomy places the organism in Eukaryota, Viridiplantae, Streptophyta, Magnoliopsida, Fabales, Fabaceae. The record is from RefSeq and is a predicted model, not a curated record. Gene Ontology annotation, molecular function: NAD binding; malate dehydrogenase (decarboxylating) (NAD+) activity; malate dehydrogenase (decarboxylating) (NADP+) activity. Gene Ontology annotation, biological process: pyruvate metabolic process; malate metabolic process. The transcript is spliced from 20 exons. Gene Ontology annotation, cellular component: chloroplast. The coding region runs from base 8 to 2116 and encodes 702 amino acids.